Somion occarium is the source of this 1687-nucleotide messenger RNA. The record is from the annotation of a GenBank genome assembly. Lineage: Eukaryota; Fungi; Basidiomycota; Agaricomycetes; Polyporales; Cerrenaceae.
AUGUUCAUUAUGCUUUGCUACCUUUAAGAUCACCUUGAGACUUCGAGUAGGCAACAUGUCGUCAACGGAGUUCGCAAGAGACCGCCAUCAAUGUCCUUUUUAGUCGUAUGUAUAGGCGCCACGGCCUGGUUCGAUACACGUGAGUAAUCUGUGCCAUUCUCGCUGUCUUCUUUCUCUAUGAUUGUGCGUGUCUGUGUGACAUUGUGGUCUGUAUGGACGUCGCGGGCAUCCUAGAUGUCUAAGUACUGUUAAACAGCAAAGUCAAACACGUUGACCGGGGUUGGCAUCUAAACGCCUUUGUAUAGUACCGACGGCCCGUGGCACACUAAUGCCCAUUUCACUGGACACACGGAAUGCUUAAUUAGGUGGUUCAAGCGAAAUGACUUUGUCAGGCAAAGCUGCCCUUUGCCCUCUCGGAUAUUAUGUGUCCGCCGCAUCGUUGGAUCAGCCCGCUGUACUAGUGCAUGAGGAUCUACUACUCGAGAAAUGGCGGUGUAGUUACGAGCGUAUAAAAGUUGAACUUAUGAUUUUCUAGGUCCCCACUAAUAUCUCUCACAGCAAAGGGGUUCAACAUCGAACUGGUUACAUGACUUCUCCAGUUAGAACACUUUUAGAUCGUACAGAUAUCACGAUCCAGAAGCUCCAGGCUCUUUCUGAAGAGAGUCAAGGAAUAUACAAACAACUGUUCACUUUACAGUCAUCGACUGGUAAUUUGGCGUUUCUAGAUGACAAUGUCGGAACCAGAAUUCACGAUGACUUUCGGGUAUUCUCUGACCUUCUGUGGAAGGCUAGAGAUAUAGCUGGCGAUAUUCGAACUGCCGCUAUAGAUUUUAGAUAUGCAAUGAUGGGUAUCAUUCGCGAUCAACGGGUUCUCCCUGAACAGAAGAUCGAGUCUAUGGAACAAUGGUCCCACUCUAUGCGACCCAAGCUGGAUAGUGCAAGUAACUUACCGACAGAAUUCUCGAAACUUGCUCUGGACAUGCAGGCCGUAGCCAAGGAAUUAGAAGGACAUCUUGCUGAAAAGCAUCAAAAACCGUCUAAAGAAUCCCUCGAUCGUACUAGAAAGCCGCUUUACUUUACGUACCUCGCGAAGAGACUUAGCAGGCUUUUGAUCCUGACUGGAACUUUCCAUCGAGUCACCUCAUUGCUUCUUCGGCGUUCUCUCAAGCUCGUGACCGGUGGGCAAAAGCAAGAUUCACGAGCUGUUGACCCACUACCAGCUGUGCAUUCAAGAAAACGCAGUCGCCCAUGUGGAUCCGAUGUGGUUUCCCUUACGAACCGAACGAGCGCAGAUCUCACAAGUUUAUCUUCAAAAAUGGAAGUCUUUGGUGACAUCUAUGAAAUUUUGUUCAAGGAAAUCGACGAGCUCACUAAUGAGCUUCGCUCAGAAGACUCGUUGGACACGUACGAUCCUCAGUCCCUAACGGAGACUAUUUCGAUCUGUAAUUUGCUUGAUGCAUUUGCGAAGACUUUGGAAGCGUACCAGAAGAACGUGUAGAUCACGAUACGUGCUUGAACUUUCGUAUCUGAACGUUGGCUAAACCGAAGGACUACUUCGUUAUAACAUUCAAUGUAUCGCAUCGUAACUUAUCUCUCAUUACCUUUGGGCAUUUUGAAAAUCACAUUUUUCACUGAUUAUUACAUCAUUGGUGUGGAUGAAGCUGCUGUCAGAUGUCUUCUAUGCGGC